AUGAACGAGUAUAAUAGUAUAUAUAAUAAAUCCAAGUGUCAUAAUAUUUCUGUAUCUAAGGGCACAAGUCGAAUUUUUAAAAAAAUCAAAACAAAAAAUAAUUAUAAUUGCUUACCUAUAAAAAAAGAAAUACAUAACCAACCUGAUGGUAAUAAUAAAAGGAAUAUAUCUGAUAAAAUUAUUUCCGAAAAUGAAAAGAAAAUGCUAAUAAAUAAUAAAAAUAAUAAGAAUAAAAAAAAUAAUAAUAAUUAUGCAUUAGAUAUAUUGAAAGCUAUUGAGGAAUAUGAAAAAAAUGAGAUGGCAAAUUCUCAAGUACAUAAUGAAAAUGUGGAAAAUAUAAAAUUAGAAAGAAAUGAAAUAGAUUACGAAAAGAAAUGUUAUUCAAAUGAUAAGGAGAGAAACGAAGAAAAUAAAAAAAUAAAUAAUUAUGAUAAAAAUAUACAAGGUAUUAAAAUAGAAGAAGAUACAAUUGAAUAUAAGAAAUUAAAAAAAUAUGAUGUUGAAAAGAAUAAAGUAAAAAGAUUAGAAUUAGUAAUAGACAUUGAAGAAUAUAAUGAUAAUAAAUUAGACAAUGAGAAUUUUUUACAAAAAGAUUAUACAAAAAAUAUAUCAUCUAAUGAAAAGAAAUAUUAUUAUAAUAAUUAUAUUUUUAAUGAUGAUUUAUAUAAUAGUAAAUUAAACUGUCUAACAAAAACAUUAGAUUUUUUGGCAAAAGAAGAACAUAUGAAUCCUAAUAGAAAUUUAGAUGAGAAGCAUGAUAAUGAAAGUGUUUGUGUUAUUGAAAAAAGAACUAUAAAAAAUUCUUCAUCAUGUGAUGAAAAAGAAAUUAGUGAAAAAAUUAAUUUAAAAGAUAACUAUGUUUUUUUUAAUAAUACAGAGAAAAACAAAAAUAAGUUGAAAGAUAAAAAAAAUACAAGUAAAAGAAAAAAAAUGAACCUCUCCAAAACAUAUGACAAUGAUCAAACGGAGAUAUAUAAAAAAAUUAAAAAAAUUAACAAUAAGAAUGAUAAUUAUAAUCAUAUAAAUGAUCAUGAAAAGUUUAGUGUUAAAAGUAACGUGAAUUCUACAACAAGACAAAAUAAUAAUAAUAUCAAAAAAAUUAAAAAUAAUCAUAAUAAUAAGUCAAUUAAUAAACCUAGUAAUUAUUAUAAUAGUAGGUCUAGUAGUAAAUCCGAUUUUAAUAUGAAUAGUAACACAACAAGUACACAAAAUAGUUACAGUAGUAUUUAUAAUAAUGAUAAUAAUAAUGAUAGUUGUAUUAGUAGUAAUAUUAAUCAUAACAAUGAUUGUAAUGAUAAUCAUAAAAAUGAUUGUAAUGAUAAUUAUAAUAAUAAUAAUAAUAAUUGUAAUGAUAAUUUUAAUAAUAAUUGUAAUAAUAAUUGUAAUGAUAAUUUUAAUAGUAGUAAAGUUCCUUCUAGUAAUUAUAACAAAAUUAUGAAUUGUAAAAAUUAUGUAAAUUCAAAUAAUGAUAGUACAAAAAUACAUAUAGGUAUAAAAGAAGAAAAAAAAUAUAUUAUGAAACAAGAAGAACAUUUAGAAAAUUUUAUUAAAAAUAAUAGAAUAUAUAAUGAUUCAGGUUGUUAUGUUAUAGGUGAUGACUGUGUAAUUCCAAAUUAUAAAUAUGAAGAAGAUGAUGUCUAUGUUGAAAUUAUAGAAAAUAAUAAUAUCACUGAUGGACAUAAUAAUCUACAAGAUAGCUUUGAAAAAAUCAAAAAAUUUUGCACGUCUUCAAAUGUUACUACUACAACGAAUAAAAAUAAAAAAUAUAAUAAUAAUGAUAAUAAUAAAAAAAAUGAUAAUAAAAAGAAUAUCAGUUUGUGUGAUGAGAAAAAGGAUGACAGUGAAAAUAAUAAUAGGAAGACACCAAAAAAUAGGAAUGAUGAUCUUAAGAAGAGUCAGAAUAUAAAUGAUAACAAGGUUGAGGAGGAAUAUAAAAAGAGUACAAAAUUAAAAAAUAAUAAAAAUAAUAAAAGUAAUAAAAGUAGUGAUGAUGGUUAUAUGAAGGAUGACGUUCAAAUUAAUAGCAUUGAAGCAACAAACCACAACACCAAUAAUAAUAAUAAUAAUAAUUAUGAUUGUGAUACAAUGUAUGAUGCUAAUAUUAAUGAGAAAUGUAAUAGAAAUAAUACUUAUAAAGAAAAGAGUUAUAUUAAUGUAGAUGGUUAUAAUGGUAAUAAGAAGAACGAUACUAAUAAUGACAAAAAUAAUAAUAACAAUAUGAAUAAUGAUAAACCUCAGGAUGAAUGCACAAACAAGAAAAAUGUUAAUAAUAGUAGUAAUAAUAAGAAUUAUAAUAAUGAUAAUAAAAAAAAAAAUAAUAAUAAUAACAAUCAUAAUAGUAAGAAUAAUAAUAAUAAUAAUAAUAAUAAUAAUAAUAACCAUAAUAAUAACAACAACCAUAACAAUAACAAUAACAAUAACAAUAAUCAUAAUAAUCAUAAUAUUUCAUAUAAAUGUGACGAAAAUGUGUUCCAAGAAUUUAACGAUUUUAUGAGAAAAAAAAUGUGGAUGGAAAAAUACUUACACAAUCAAAUAAACUGUUAUGAUGUUUUACUAGAAAUAAGGAAAAGGGUACCUACCUGGGGUGAUUAUAAAUGUAAUUUUUUUUUUCAUUGGAAGAAAAUUAUGGAAUUAAAUAAUGAUGAAUUAAAAAUUUAUGUAUUAAUAUUUAGAUCCUUAUGUAAUGAAAAUAUCAAAAAAAUCGAUUUUUAUAUUUUAAAAAUUAUCUUAAACGAAUUAGAUGAAUUAAGAAAAGUAAAUGAACCACAUUAUGUGUCUUUUGAGUUUACAAAAGAUUGUAUAAAUAAUGGAGAAACAACAUAUGUUGAUUCUUCUGAUGUAUAUUUUAAUAUGAAUCAAUUUAUACAACCAUGGUAUAUGAAAAAUUUUAAUAAAUCUAUGGAUAUAAAUAAAUUAUUGAAUUCAUUAGAUAUCUUAGAAAACCAAAGGAAAAAAACAUAUAUUGUUCAUGGCAUGGAAAUACCUGAACACCUUUUUAAUAUGUAUAAUAAUACUAACAAAAAUAAAGCUAAAAAAAAACAAACACAUCGUAAAAAAAAUGAACAUGAACAUCCACAUGAUCAACUAACUACACAUUCUGAUGUACGUGUAAAUAAUCAGGUAAAAAAUAAUGUUCAGAAGAAAUCGCAAAAUUAUAUACAUACAGAUGGAAAUAAACAGGAAAAAAACUGUAGAUAUUUAAAAAAAACAGAUAUAUUAUCAAAUAACGAACUUAUUAAUAAUAUGACACCCAAUUCGGAUAAUGGAAAGGCAAAAAAUAUAAAUAAAAAUAAAAAUAUCAAUGAAUCUGCAAAAAAGGCAUCAACUAAAUAUUGCAACAAAAAUAUUAGUAAUAAUAAUAAUACUAAUAAAACUCAUAAUAAAUAUGAAAAAACACCGAAAGAUUGUGAAACUAAACAAGUGAAUAAAACAUUAAAAAAAAAUGCUAACUCUACCAACACUAAUAAAGGCAAAAAAAGAACAGGAUUUUAUGAUUUAGAAAUUGAUGGAGUUAUUUCAUCAUUUGAAGCUAGAAAAGGUGUUUAUUAUGAUAAGUCCAGAAAACUAUGGAGAGCUAACUGGAAGGAAAAUGGAAAAAUACAAACAAAAGGUUUUUCAGUUAACGAAUAUAAAUCGGUUCAACUAGCUAGACAAAAGGCUAUUGAAUGGAGAGAGAAAAAAGAAGCUGAAUUAUUGUUAUAA
Messenger RNA from Plasmodium gaboni, 3702 nucleotides. Its product is annotated as transcription factor with AP2 domain(s). Gene Ontology annotation, molecular function: DNA-binding transcription factor activity. Lineage: Eukaryota; Apicomplexa; Aconoidasida; Haemosporida; Plasmodiidae. Bases 1 to 3702 code for a protein of 1233 amino acids. The record is from RefSeq and is a predicted model, not a curated record. The transcript has 2 exons. Gene Ontology annotation, biological process: regulation of DNA-templated transcription.